AUGCGAUUGCAGUCGACACCGUGUGAGAAAAGUGUGAAAAGUUUGGUCAGUUUGGUGUUACAAAUGACUUUUGCUGUGUUAUUGUUCUGUGUUUUCUUCGCUUUGAGCGUUGAGGGCAAACCAUUAGCCGAGGGCGAACCGACUUGCGGUUACGAGGCUUGUCCAAAAGUCGGGUCCGACACCUUCAACGUGCACCUCAUCCCCCACUCCCAUGACGAUGUGGGUUGGCUUAAAACCCCCGAUCAGUACUACUUCCAAGAUGUCCAAAAUAUAAUAAGCUCAGUGGUUGAUGCUUUAAAACAAAACCCUGAACGAAGGUUCGUCCAGGUGGAAACCGCUUUCUUCCAGAAGUGGUGGGAGCAACAAAAGCCCUACACUCGGGAAGCCCUUCAAAAAUUAGUUAAUAACGGCCAAUUUGAGUUUAUUAACGCUGCCUGGAGUAUGAAUGACGAGGCAGCUGUCCAUUAUCAGUCGACCAUCGACCAGUUUACUCUAGGUCUGAGGUACAUUCAAGACAAUUUGGGCAAAUGUGCUAGGCCUAAAGUAGCCUGGCAGAUCGACCCUUUUGGACAUAGUCGGGAACAAGCGUCUAUUUCUGCCCAUAUGGGGUUCGACAGCAUGUUUUUCGCCCGUUUGGACUAUAGGGAUAAAAAUCGACGACUGGACAACCGAUCUAUGGACCUGCUAUGGCGAGGAAGCGCCAAUUUGGGCAACACCUCGGACAUCUUCACCUCAGUUCUGUACCGACAUUACAGCGCUCCCCCAAAUUUUUGCUUCGACAUUGUUUGCAAUGACGCUGCAAUUAACGACGAUCCAGAAUCUCCCGAUUACAACUUAGAGGAACGAGUUGGCGAAUUUGCCGAUUUUGUGCGCGAACAAGCCAAACAUUACCCAACCAACAACAUUUUGGUGACAAUGGGUGAUGAUUUCAGAUACGAGGCCGCAAUGACCACUUACAUGAACCUCGACUUACUUAUCAAAGGAUUCGAAACGUUUGAACAAAAAGUGGACGACAAGAGGAUCAAAGUUCUCUACUCGACUCCGUCUUGCUACACCAAAGCAGUGAACGACUAUGUUAACAGUAACAACCAAGCACUUGAGUUGAAAACUGAUGAUUUUUUCCCAUAUGCUGAUGGGCCUAACACUUACUGGACCGGUUAUUUCACCUCAAGGCCUGCUUCCAAACAUUUCGAACGUCAGGGUAAUAACUUACUACAGGUUGUGAAACAAAUAGCAGCGAAUUUGCAACAACCAUACGAUCGAGAAGAAAUGACCGAGUUGAAGGAAGCUGUUGGUGUGAUGCAACACCAUGAUGCUAUCACCGGUACUGAGAAGCAACACGUGGCCAAAAACUACCACUUUCUUCUAUCCCGUGCUAUGAAGAGUGCGAAUGAUUUCGUUGGUGCACUACUUUCUAUUUUCAUCAGUCGAGAUGCUUUCGAUUUCGAAUUUGAUUCAUGUCUCCUUGCGAAUGUUAGUUCUUGUGACAAAACCAACUCCGAUAAGUUCACUCUUGUGGUUUACAAUCCUCUAAGUCACACAACCACAACUACGGUCAUGUUGCCGGUUUAUGAAAGAACUAGUUGGAAAAUAACAGAUCCAGACGGAAACUCAGUUGAUUAUCAAAUUGAUUCGUCUUUGACUGAUUUCACGUACGUUGAAGAUGCCACAACUUCGGCAAACACUGUGCAAUUUGCGGCCAAAGAUUUGCCACCUCAUGGUUACAAAGUCUAUCAGUUUGAAGCAACAAAAAAAGAAGAGACUGGUAAACCAAGCCCGAGACGAGUGGUGGGCUAUGAUAACGCCAGUUUCGAAAUCAGUGAACAAACCGGUCUUCUAGAAGCCGUCACCUUGAACGGAAUCCGAGUUGAAGUAAGCCAAGACUUCCAAUACUACGAAAGCCAGGACAGUAGUGGGGCUUACAUUUUCGUCCCUCAAGGCCAGGAAGCCAAACGUAUUGCUUCAGGUCCUAUCACUACAACUCUGGUGACUGGAAACGUCUCUCAAGGAGUGUUACAAGAAUUCGGUUCUUGGGCUCGCCAGUUCAUCAAAGUUUACAAAGACGACCAAAAUUUUAUCGAGUUCGAUUGGAUCAUUGGACCUAUUGACAUCAGUGACAAUGUGGGCAAGGAAGUCAUAACUAAAUUUACAACACCUUUGAAGAAUAACGGAGAGUUUUACACCGAUUCAAACGGGCGUGAGUUUAUCAAACGGACGAGAAAUCAUCGACCGGAUUAUGACUACAGUGACGAACAGCCCGUUUCUGGAAACUAUUACCCGGUUAAUAACCGAAUUGCCAUUCGAGACGAUGACCAAAAAAUCGAACUUGCCAUUAUAACAGACCGCUCUCAAGGUGGUUCAAGUCUCAACGAUGGGGAAGUGGAGCUUAUGGUACACAGGGCUUGCCAACACGAUGAUGGUAGAGGUGUUGGUGAGAAUCUAAACGAGCAAGAGUUCGGUCAAGGAAUCAAAGUUAGAGGAAAACACUAUUUAGUUGUUGGUCCCACAUCUGGACAAGAGAAAAAAUCACUGGCUGCUAUUGAAAGAGAGAUCGCUCAAAGAAAAACAGUAACACCUUGGUUCUUUGUUUCAAAUAAGGACGCUACUGGGGCUCUUAACCAACUACAACACAGUGGUUUGAAGAGCGAUUUGCCCGAGAAUGUUCAGAUUUUGACUUUGGAACCGUGGGAUGACGAUACUGUACUUUUACGACUUGAACAUGUUUUGGAAAAAGGGGAAGAUGAUAACUUGUCGAAGGACGUAACAGUGGAUUUGUCCGAUUUGUUCACAUUUUUCACCAUUAAUGAACUGCAAGAAACAACACUAGGGGCUAAUAUGCUUCUGGAGGAAAAUGUGAGGAUGCACUGGCCUGGAAGUAGUGACGAUGGGAGUCAGAAAGUCAAGAACGUCACUGAUUUGAAAGUGACUUUGUCACCGAUGGAGAUCAGAACAUUUGUGGCGAAAAUUACAUACAAUCCAUUGUAGUGUCAUUCUGAUAAUAAAUUUUUAAUCCUUUAUAA
Tribolium castaneum (red flour beetle) is the source of this 3020-nucleotide messenger RNA. Its product is annotated as lysosomal alpha-mannosidase. The transcript is spliced from 7 exons. NCBI's taxonomy places the organism in Eukaryota, Metazoa, Arthropoda, Insecta, Coleoptera, Tenebrionidae. The record is from RefSeq and is a predicted model, not a curated record. Gene Ontology annotation, cellular component: lysosome. Gene Ontology annotation, biological process: mannose metabolic process. The coding region runs from base 1 to 2985 and encodes 994 amino acids. Gene Ontology annotation, molecular function: carbohydrate binding; alpha-mannosidase activity.